UGCAGGCACUGAACUGUUAGGUUACACUUGCAGAGAAAAAGAUGGCGGGCGACUGUCGGAAAAGAAUUUGAAUUUUUUGGGUUGCAAAUAUUGUCAAUUUUCUCUCUUGUACUUGACUUUCAGAGGUAGAUUGUUUAAAAUUAGGCAACUGGAGAAUGAUUAUGCAAGAACCGGUUCAGGCGGCCAUCUGGCAUUCCUUGAACCACUAUGCGUUUGCAGAUGCCAUCUUCCUUGCAGAGCGCUUGUAUGCAGAGGUUGGUUCAGAUGAAGCGCUGUUCCUGUUGGCGACCUGCUACUACCGAUCAGGGAAGCCGUACCGAACAUACAUGCUACUCCAGUCCCGGGGAUGCCCCACUCCACAGUGCAAGUUUCUGUAUGCAAAGUGUUGCAUAGAUCUGGAAAAAUAUGCAGAGGGAGAGUCUACUUUCAUGGGAGGGGCGAUCGGCAAGCAGCGUUCUUAUGAAGAAUUGGUGACGGAAUUUGGAGAUGCGGGAUGCUUCUCCAUGCAGCUUCUUGGGAAGAUAUUUGCGAAGAGCGAGAGGAAUAAGAGAGCUACUGACUGUUACAAACAGAGCCUGAAACACAACCCUUUUCUAUGGUCCAGCUACCAGGCUCUCUGUGACAUUGGAGAGAAGCCUGACCCAGAUGAAGUGUUUCAGCUGACCAACCUGCAGAACUUCAGCUCUUGCCAGUCUUCCUUCCCUCCCCCCGCCCUCACCCCCCACCAGGGGGGCACCUCGGACAUCACCCCACCCACACAGGACAUUGCUAAGUCCCCAUUGGUGAAGUUGCAGACCCCCACCCCUACCAGCUCCACGUCUGUGGGAGUGGACAUGUCGAUAGGAUCCCCCCAGCCCCUGGUGCAGAGAGUCCGGGGAAGGGCGGGGAGGAGUCUGCUCGGGGGGCCGGCAUCCCUCAGCCCCCUCACACCCAGUUUUGGAGUCCUGCCUUUAGACACCCCUAGCCCAGAAGUGUUCAGUACUGGUUCCUGUACCUUUGUGACCCCCUCUCCCACCACUGUAGAUUGUUCACAUCUGGACGCCAGGGCUCCCAGCAAGAAGGUUGUAACGAGAAGAAAUUACCCGUCCCAAACCAAACCUGCAGUCUUCAGCCAGACAGGCAACAGUGGCAAUGUGAAGGAGUCCAACACCUUAAAUACUCCCAGUCCUAGUCCAAGUGGUCCUCAGGUUCUGGUACAGACGACGGCCCAAGGUGUCCGCCGGAGCACUCGCCUCUUUACUGCCUCCAACUCCGUCAAGGAAAAUAAUAAGAAGCCAAAAACAAGAUUUGCUGCUCCCAAAGCCCCUGCAAAGAAGACGAAGAGUCGUACAGGGAAGGGGUCGUCGUCCCAGCCCACCAUCACAGAGGGGUCGGAGAUUAUUAAACCAGAAAGCACCAGUACCACGGAGUCCAAACCCAGCCAGCUACAGGUCACAUGGGCUCUCAAUGUACAGAAAGCUGCUGCUGAGGGCCUUAUGACAUUAAUGCGGGACCUAGGUCACGCCUACCUAGCGCUGAGCCACUACGACUGUCGGAAGGCCGUGACGUUGUUUCAGCAGCUGCCCCAGCACCAGUAUAACACGGGCUGGGUGCUGUCUCACAUCGGCAGGGCGUACUUUGAACUGGCUGAGUACCACAAGGCAGAGAAGGCCUUCAAAGAGGUGCGUAAGCUUGAGCCCCACAGGGUGGAGGGUAUGGAGCUGUACUCCACCGCGCUGUGGCACCUACAGAAGGACGUGCUGUUGUCCUCUCUGGCGCAGGAGCUGUCUGACAUGGACCGGGACUCUGCACAGUCAUGGUGUGCCGUAGGAAACUGUUUCUCCCUCCAAAGAGAGCACGACACAGCCAUCAAGUUCUUCCAGCGAGCCAUUCAGGUGGAGCCCAACUUCGCCUACGCCUACACCCUGCUGGGCCAUGAGUACGUCCUGAACGAGGAACUCGACAAGGCCAUGUCGUGUUUCAGGAACGCUAUCCGCACGGACCCCAGACACUACAACGCUUGGUAUGGAGUUGGGAUGAUCUACUACAAGCAGGAGAAGUUCAGUCUUGCUGAGAUCCACUUCAGGAAAGCCCUGGCCAUCAACCCCUUCAGCUCAGUUCUACUCUGUCACAUUGGAGUGGUCCAACAUGCCCUGCAGAAGUCGGACAGCGCGCUCCAGACCCUGAACAAGGCCAUCACAGCUGACCCUAAGAACCCGCUCUGUAAAUUCCACAAGGCUUCCAUCCUAUUUGCCACAGAAAGAUACAAGGACGCAUUAAAGGAACUAGAAGAGUUGAAACAAAUUGUACCUAAGGAAUCCUUAGUAUACUUCCUUAUGGGCAAGGUGUACAAGAAGCUAGGACAGACCCACCUUGCCCUGAUGAAUUUCUCCUGGGCGAUGGACCUGGAUCCAAAAGGUGCCAACAACCAGAUAAAGGAGGCGAUAGACAAGAGGUACCUGCCUGAAGAUGAUGACACGAUGGAUACAGAAGAUGAUAUCACUGCAGAUGAUGCUGGGGAAGAUUCAGUAACAAUCAUGGAUGAGCAGCCGUUAGAUCUGGACCUGCAGGGGGACGGGAGUCCAGGGGAGGUGGACACGAGCAAUGAGGCGGACGCGGAAGACGUCCAGCUUCACGCCAUGGAGAGCGACGAGAGCUUGUAGUAGCAGAGGGUGACGUGUAGCGAUUUUGUAAUGGUCAACAUGAAUGGUAACAUGUAGUGAUUUUGUAACGGUCAACAUGAAUGGUAGCAUGUAGCGAUUUUGUAAUGGUCAACAUGAAAGCCUUUUCUUUCUGAACAUUUGACAGUGUAAAGACUUUGACUUUAUUUGAUUUAAGUAAAAACUAAUAACUGUAUAAGACAUUUUUUGUUGUUCCUAAGAUUUUUCAAAAGUGGUAACCAUACCAGGGAAUCUAUCAUCAGAAAUGGGGUGAUACAAGUGCUUACAGGGCAAAAUCAUAAUUUGCUAAGCUCCUUUUUUCUCUCUCAAUUUUACGUAAAGGUAGUGUAGUCCAGUUGAUCACAAAUUUGAAAAUUAAGUGAAAAUUGUGUUUUCUCCAUAGGAAAAAGAGUAGGCUUUAUUUGGGGUUUGGCAUGGUUCUGGGUUACCGUAACUUAAUUUGUAACUAUAGUAUUUUUAAGUUGUACCAAAUUAUUUCAUACAAAUAUGAGACAAGGAAGUUUGUUGGAUGGAUGUUAAAAUGCUUCAGGAAUGCAUUUUGUAAUAAGAGUAUUGAUUAUCAUUAAUUAGGCCAUGCUGUUUCUAUUAUAUGGAUGACAUCCUCUAGAACUUGAAAACCGAUGCGAGCGUGCGACUAAAAAAGUUUGGCCCCCCCAAAGUUGCCUUCAUUUUGAAAUUUAAGUGGUCAGGAAGGUUGAUCAAAUGACUAAACACAUGUGUGGUAUACUGAGCAAUAGAUUCUUUUGUUGUUGUUGUUGUUCUUUCACAUCUUAUUUAACUUUGGAAUUGACUUGGCAUUGGUAUCUGUUUUCCAAUUUUUUUUGCAAUAUGGCAAAUGUAUUUGCUAAAUUUGCAGCUUCUUUUUACGAUUUACAGUAUAGUCGAUAUCUUUUUUGUGUGGGGGGAACAGAUGAAAAUUGAUACAUGUGUGGAUGUCAUCCAUAUAAUCAAAUCAACAUGGCCUCAUAGUAAAUACAUGCAUGGUAUGAAUAUACAUGACUAUAUAUGACAAGACACAGGUGCCAACAUUGUAGUGAUUACCUAAGGUUUGUGUAGAAUUCUGUAUCAUAUGGAUAAAAGGUGUGUAUUUGGUGAAUAUCUAAAACCAGUCCAUUGUUUAAUGAUUGUUUAAAACGAGUUGGGAAGUCCUGAUGGAGAGAUACUUCCCCUGAUCUCUGCUUCACUGCCAUUUUUGGCGAUGCCUUCAGGACGGAGCCAUCUAUGGUCAUUAGGAAUACAUGUCCAAUAACGUAUACUGACACUGGUGCCUGUACCACGGACCCUGUUGGUAGCACAUGCCUUAUGGGGAAGAGAACAAUGGCCAAAGUGAUUGGCAGCUUGCAUUUUAUCAUAAGAUAUAUAUUACUAGCCCACAAGGUCCUACAUUGAAUAUGUUGUGAUAACACUUUGUUGUUCUGUGUUGGUAGCAUUUCGUGUUGGACAGCCAAAAGUAAUAUUUUGUUGGAAUAUCUGAUCUGUGUUGUUGGCAUUUCGAAUUGGACGGUCAAAAGUACCAUAUGGAACAAAACAUUGAUCAAGUUCGGAAUAUUUUUAUCUGAUUUGAUCCUUACAUCUUAGUAGAAACAAAAAAUAGAGCUACAAUGGCACAAUCCUAAGCCAGGAAAAGAAUAAUUUUAACCAUUCAAACAUGUUGGUUGUGUGCAAAAUAUGCUACAAGAUUCAGUGACAUCAUGGAAUCCUGUGCACCUUUUCUUGGAUGUGCACAGAAUCUGAUGAUGUCACGGUUUAUCUGCCAGGAUUGAAAUUCCAUGUUUAGAUGAAAAAAUGCUCUUUCAAAAGGAUCAAUAUUUCUGAACAAGAUGAAAUUCCUUUACUUGAAAGUCCCCAAAUUUUUUGUUCAUUUUUCCUUUAGGUCAACAGUAAAUGAGAUCACUGCUGUGUUUAUGUUUUAUUUUUAGAGUGAAGAAUUUUGCUCAUUUUGUAAAGGCUAUGAUUAAUGUACAUACAUAAGAUCAACAUGUUGUACAGAGAACCAUAUGUGCUAAACGUGUAUAACAGGGACGUAAUAUAAAAGUAUUUGAUAUGUCAUAUCUCUAAUAUUUUACAAUAUUCAAACAUUACAUACAACUGAAUUAAGAUUGGAAACUUUUUGUAUUUUAUGCGAAAAUGAAGCAAUCUGACGAUGACUUAUCUGUCCAAAUUUGUAGUGAUAUUUUUUGUCAGAAUAUGUGGGUAUUGUAUAUGUGUGUGUGUAAUGUUGAUUCAGUCUUAGGUCGUAAUGAUGUAUUUUUCUUUUGUAACCGCUGUUUAGUGUAGUAAAAUGUAUAACGAAUAGUAACAAGUUGUUAAACUAUCAAUGAAAGAGAAACUCAAUUAUCGAAGAAAACCUCAGACCUUUUGUUUUCCCAGGGUUCUUUGUGUGCCAAGCUGUUGGGAGUAUGUCUUGCCAACCAUCCUGCUUUUCUUUUACUAUGUUAUUUUAUAAUUAUUAUCUCAGAAAUAAAAGAAAUAAUACAGAA
This is a messenger RNA of Branchiostoma floridae (Florida lancelet), 5140 nucleotides long. RefSeq names its product cell division cycle protein 27 homolog. The record is from RefSeq and is a predicted model, not a curated record. The coding region runs from base 156 to 2642 and encodes 828 amino acids. Gene Ontology annotation, molecular function: protein binding. NCBI's taxonomy places the organism in Eukaryota, Metazoa, Chordata, Leptocardii, Amphioxiformes, Branchiostomatidae. Gene Ontology annotation, biological process: cell division. The transcript is spliced from 19 exons.